Molecule: messenger RNA, 4488 nt
Organism: Cherax quadricarinatus
Lineage: Eukaryota; Metazoa; Arthropoda; Malacostraca; Decapoda; Parastacidae
Source: RefSeq, a predicted model, not a curated record
ACUAUAUUAAAAUAUCCUUUUUUUUUCAGAUUCACAAUGAAUUCCAUAAGAACCAAACUGUUUGAUUUACUAAUUAGUGCAAGACCAUUGCUUCAAUUUACAUUAAAUGUUAGAAAAAGAAAUUUAAUGUUUACAUGGCAUUCUUUGGCAUUGAAUACUGACGGAUCCUUUCGAAGCAAUGUGUGGAAGGGAAAUAACUUGCCUAUUCAGAAUAUUUAUGUAACUUCGCAUAGAUACUAUAGCAAAAAUACAAGUCAUGGAUCAUUGAUAACUCCAGAGACAAGCAGUGCAAGUGAGCUUACAAUGAAAGAAAAUGUAUGUGAUUCUGUGGCAUUGUUGGAGGAAGAAUGCAGUUUUCCUGUUAGUGAAAACGAAGAUUGGUCAUCAGAAAUGAAGUGGAUAAAAAGUCAAGAAAGCAAAGAUGUUCUUUCUCCUCCCAAAGAUCUCUCUGAGAUUGACAAUUUAUCACCUGAGCUGAGGCCUACAUUCAACUUAGCUGCAUAUGCAAACAGGUCACAUACCCUGCAACAACUUAUAAAACUUGGAGUUGACCUUAGUAAUUGGGACAAGAGGAAGCAUAUCAACUCAUUCAUCCUUAAGCUUGAUUUUGAAAGAGACAUGAAAAAAUAUCUAAUGUUUUUGCAUGAUGUGGGUGUUGAAGCAGAUGAUCUUGGCAAGUGGCUCACUGUUAAUCCACUAAUUUUCAAAGAAAAUUUAGAGAAUCUCCAAGUCCGACUGGAUUAUCUCCAUUCUAUGAACUUCUCUCCGGAUCAGAUUACUCGUAUCAUAUCCAAGAAUCCCAAUUGGUUACUCUUUAGUACUGUUAGAAUAGACAACCGUCUAGGAUAUUUUCAACGAACUUUUCAUUUGACUGGUGCUGAAGUAAGGCUACUGGCAACUAAGCAGCCAAAACUCAUCACCAUGAACUUAUUCAGUAUUAAGCGUACAUCUUUUGCUAUUGAAGAGGAAAUGGGAUUUAGCCCAUCAGAGAUGAAGAGCCUGCUACUGUCUCAACCAAAAAUAUGGAGGGCAAAUGGUGUAUCUCUGCUAAGAAGGUUUGAGAUUGCCCAUAACCAAAUUGGUUUGUCACAUUCCCAGAUCGUCCAGUUUCCACAAAUUCUUAUGUCAAGAGACUUCAGGAUAAAGCAGCGCCAUGAUUAUCUGAAGCUUAUUGGACGAGAUCAGUAUGAUCCACUCAAGCCAAAUUAUGUAUCUCCAUCUGCUUUAGUGUCUAGUGAUGAUGUAGAAUUCUGUACUACUAUUGCUAAAACAUCAGUUCAGAAUUUCAAUGACUUUUUAAAAACAAGAUAAAAUUGUUAUUCUCUUUAUGGUGAUAAAGUUUAAAUUUGUUAUAUUGGAGUAAAUUAGUAAUAUUUAUUGUGUUAGUAAAGAAUAUAGUUCUGUACACUAAAUAUAUAUGUAAUAAACUUAUUUUGGUGUAGUAUUUGACCCUUUUUUGUCAGGAAUGCAUAACCUGAAAUUUUUCUCAAGAAUAAUCUAUGCUGAAAAUAAUGUUGACUUAUGCAGGAAGGGUAUGUUUGUGCAUAUUUUUAUGUACAUUUAAUCAUUUUAUAUGAAAUGCUAGGAAUGAAGGAGGCACAAUUUUUUGUCUGCUGAUAGCAAGAUGCACAUGGUACCCAUCUUCCUGCUGAAAUCCACAUAACCUGAAUACAGUGGUACCCCAAGUUUCGUACAGCUCCCAACUCGAACAAUUAUGCAAGUGUAUUAUUUUAAGUGCUUUUGUAAGUGUAGUUUAGCACUCCCCCAUGAUUAUAAUAAUAAUAACAAUUUUGUAAGUGUAUUUUCGGGGGUCUGAAACGUACUAAUCUAAUUUACAUUGUUCCUUAUGGGAACAAAUUCUUUUGGUAACGGCACUCGAACAGCCUUAGGGUACAAAUUAUGGCCAAAACUUGGGGUAUCACUAUCUCCUAUUUUCCAAGGUGUUGUUUAACACCUUAUGGUUUUAAUGUUCCCAUGAAUGUAAUAAUAAUCAUCAAGGCAUCUUAUGGAAAAUAUUACAUAAAUUUAAAAAUGCAACUGGCAAAUACACAGUCUAAGCCUUCCUCACAGUAGGUUAUGCUGAUGUUGAAAGUUUAUGGCAUAUCAAAACAGGUAUUCAAGUUACUGCAAGACAACUGCUUCACUAUUUUCAUGUAUAAAAUUGGUAAAUUGGCACCUAUACAGCCCAGUAACAAUUCAAACCUUCUUCUAUAUAUCAGAUAAUUUCCCAUAUUAACAACCAUCACCACCACUCGCUUCUCCCUACGAAUGUUAAGACACAACUCGAGAUACGAGUGCAAAUAUUAUUGUAUACCAGUGUUUAAAGUUUGAUGAUGUUUAGAAGGGGCAUUCUCAGUAUCUCAAGUAAAUCACAGAGGAAGAAUGAUAUUUCAACCACUACAGGUAGUCUUUUUUUGGAGGUACCCAUCUAGUAAGUAAGUUUAUUCAGGUAUACACAAAUACAUUUACAUAGCAGCAUGUGUGUAGAGAACCUAGGAUAACCCAAAAAAGUCAGACGGAGUGACUUAAGUUGCUUUGUUUAGUAGUACUAUACUGAUUUAUUUGUAUUAUAAAUCUGAGCAGACCACAAACACAAACACACACACACACACACACCUGAGAAUAAUGUUCCGAUACAUCAGUAAGGAAUGGUUCAAGACACUAUACACUAUGUACGUUAGGCCCAUACUGGAGUAUGCAGCACCAGUUUGGAACCCACACCUAGUCAAGCACAUCAAGAAAUUAGAUAAAGUGCAAAGGUUUGUAACAAGGCUGGCUCCAGAGCUAUGGGGAAUGUCCUAUGAAGAAAGGUUAAGGGAAAUUGGCCUGACGGCACUGGAGGACAGGAGGGUCAGGGUUGACAUGAUACGAGAUACAAAAUACUGCGUGCAAUAGAUAAGGUGGGCAGACAAGAUGUUCCAGGGAUGGGACACAGAAACAAGGGGCCACAAUUGGAAGUUGAAGACUUACAUGAGUCAAAGGGAUGUUAGGAAGUAUUUCUUCAGCCACAGAGUUGUUAGGAAGUGGAAUAGUCUGGCAAGUGAUGUAGUGGAGGCAGGAACCGUACAUAGUUUUAAGAUGAGGCAUGAUAAAGCUCAUGGAGCAGGGAGGAGGAGGACCCAGUAGUGGUCAGUGAAGAGGUGGGGCCAGGAGCUAUAACGACACCUGCAGCCACAAAUAGGCGAGCACAAAUAGCAGAGUACACACACACACACACACACACACACACACACGAGAGUUACGUCAAGAGUAGUGCUUUAAUUACUGUGUCAUCUUAACUUUCUGUACUUGUUAAGUGAGAUUUUAAUUUCUGAGGGACAAUUUUAGCUUGUGAGUUAAUAUUUUUUAUUGUAAUAUAAUAAUAAUAAUUAUUAUUAUUAUAUUAAUGGUGAGAGUGAUAAACCCAUAGAGAUCAUACAGUGCCUAUGGAAAUGGGAGGCAAUCAGAUCUGAUUCGAAAAAAUGGAGGCCAGGUUGAAUGCCUUGGAUCAAGUCUCUCUCACCAGCAUCAAGAGACUUUCCAUGGGGGGAAAAGCUCUCAGUAAAUUUUACAACUUCCUUCCUUCCGUUUGUAAAUUCAACAUGACUUUCUUCCCUAGCUGAGUCCAGUAAUCCAGCAAUCUCUCCUUUGUUUCCCACCCUCUGUAUAAUCCCUUUGCAGACGUAUUUUGACACACUUCCCUCGUUUGACCUUGCCAGACCCCUCACAUUGUAAGACUUGACACUCCAGAAUAGAUCUCUUACCCCCUUGUCUUAAGCCUUACAGUUUACUCUACUCCAAGACUGUUUCCUUCCAGGAAGGUGCAUCGAUGCUUCCACGUCAAUAUUGUAUAAUAAAAAUCCCAGACACUGUUACCUCGCCUCCCUCAUUGCCGCUGACUUAAAUCCUCAGUUGUGUGACUCCCAUUUACACCCUUGUAUAUAAAGUCGGUUUGCAGUCUUCCUCGAAACCUUGCCAUCAGCCAUGAUAUAUUUUUAUUUGCUUCAACACAAAUAGCUAAAUCCUCCUUUGUUUUCUACUCAACAGGUACCUUCAUAUUUAUACGAAUCUGAUUAUUAUUAUUAUUGGUUUUCAACUUAGUGGCCAUAUCCCACCAAGCAGUGUGACCCAAAGAAGAAAACAUAUUCACCAACAUUUAUUCAACUGUUGUUUUCCAGAAGUGUAUCAUAAUCUAAUUAUCUCCCACUUAUUAUAAUUAUAUUAUCAUAUUUGUUAUUGUAUUCACUUAGAAAGGGCUAAGCCCUUAUGUGUCAUAAUAAUAAAGAAAAUAAUAUGCACUGUAUAAUCUAAAGAAUUACAACUAUUAUCCUUUCUGGCAGUGUAUGAACUAUAUGGGUUUGACAAUAUGAUAUGUUGUGUAUCUUUAUACGUAUAUGCUUCUAAGCUGUUGUAUUCUGAGCACCUCUGCAAAAGCAGUGAUAAUGUGUGAAUGUGGUGAAAGUGUUGAAUGAUGAUGAAAGUAUUUUCUUUUUGGGGAUUUUCUUUCUU